Alligator sinensis (Chinese alligator) is the source of this 1723-nucleotide messenger RNA. It is a transcript of the gene GPR82, whose product is annotated as G protein-coupled receptor 82. The transcript has a single exon. Gene Ontology annotation, biological process: G protein-coupled receptor signaling pathway. Gene Ontology annotation, molecular function: G protein-coupled receptor activity. Gene Ontology annotation, cellular component: membrane. The coding region runs from base 1 to 1038 and encodes 345 amino acids. Lineage: Eukaryota; Metazoa; Chordata; Crocodylia; Alligatoridae. The record is from RefSeq and is a predicted model, not a curated record.
AUGAACAACUCAACAUGUCGUCUUCAACCAUCAUCUGCUUCUUCAGUAGCUCUGCCAAUCAUCUAUUCUUUUCUAUUUACUACAGGCAGCUUUGCAAACAUUUUCUCUGCAUGGGUGUUUUCGAGGUAUGCAUCUCCAAAAAGAACACAGCACAUCUACUUGAUAAAUCUCAUCACUGCAAAUUUACUUAUGUGUAGUAUUAUGCCUUUUCUGGCUGCCUAUUUUGCAAAAGGAUAUCUGUGGAAGUAUAAAUCUGGAAUAUGUAAAAUAGCAAGUGAUUUUGGAACUCUGGUUAUACAUGUCAGCAUGUAUGUCAGCAUUACAAGUUUAUGUUGGACAGCCGUAAAUCAGUAUGCAACUCUGAUGAAACAUAAUGACCACACACAGUAUUCACAGUCCAUUAAUGAAAACACCUUUUAUUGGCAAACACUGAAAAAGUUUCGUCAGCCAAAAUUUGCCAAGUAUUUGUGCAUCAGCAUAUGGCUUACUGCAUUAUGUGUAACUAUACCAAUUAUAGUGUAUAUUUCCCACUCAGGAACAGAUCAAGAAGAUAUAUGCUAUAACAUGAUUGUGGAAUAUGGAGAAGGUACUACAAAGACUAUAGUUCUCAUUGCUACCACAUGUUUUUUUUUAUUGUUUAUAGCAGUGUUGUUAUUAUACUAUUCCCUUGUCAAUCAUCUGAGUAAGAUACAAAAAAAUACUUGCAUUGAAAAGAAGCAUCUAAUUCACAGGACAGUCAAAAGAAACAUUUUGAUCAUCCAGAUCAUAUUAGCUGUCUGUUUUCUUCCAUACCAUAUUUUUAGGCCAGUUUUCUAUCUACUGCAUAGUUCAGAAGACUGCCAGAGGUUGAACUCAUUAAUAGAAACAAAAAAUUUCCUUACUUGUCUUGCUGUUGCAAAAAGUAGUUUAGAUCCUAUGGUAAGUCUCCUGUUAGAUAAAACAUUUAAGACAACUCUCUAUAAUCUCUUUAGAAAAACUAGCCCACAACAUCAGAGACAUUCAGGUGAUAAUUACCUUGAAGAUACCACUCCAAUAUGAAAGAAUAAGUAGAAAUCUUAUUGUACACACUUGAUGAGGGUGGAUGCAGUAGCAUUAUUAUAGGGGGAAACACUUAUGGGCAAUUUAAUUUUGCAUGUUAUGGAGUUCUUAUACUUGUAUUCAUGGUGUCAGGAUCUGAAGACUAGGUCACAGUCAGUCUGCCCCAGCUGGGGUAACGAGAUAAGCAUCUGGAUGAAUUAGCCUUUGCUGGAGAGUCUAGCGACACGAACCAGAGGAUUGGGUAUUGGGAGCUUCUACCAGGUAUUUAGGGCUUCACUGGGCAGCAGAAGUACUUCUUACACUUAAUAGCUGGCUGUUUCCCUGGUUCUUCCUUUGGUUUGCUCCUGGUCCCAAAUCAUGGGACUGCCCAGGCACCAGGCAUUACUACGGGAACAAAUUUUUCAUAGGGUUGUAUUAGUAGGGUUCGAUUUUCAGAACUGACAUAGUUUUCUUGUGUCUUAUGCUGACUGUAUUGCAGAGAGUCUGGGGGGAGAUUGUACAAGUUAGACUGUACAUCAACAACACAAUAUAACGGUGACAGCUAACCUAUGCCGAUGGGUAAGCUAUAAAUACAGGAAGAGUUGUGUAAGUGGGGAUGAAGUACUUGACUGGUGUGCAGGAAAAGAUAUGCUGUUUUAGAUGUCUUUUGUAAUCUGAGCUAGGAUUCUCUAUCAAGUGCAGCAAC